AUGAAACGUAUCAGUGUCCUAUUGCUCAUGCUGCUCGGAAGUACCAUUAUCGUACAGGCACAGCCGCCCCAGGUGAGAGUAACCAUUCAUGCAGCCACUGUAUUCCUGAAUGGGGCAGAGCUGGCUAGCACCGCAAAAGUAACGUUACCACAAGGCGAAAGCGAUGUGAUCUUUACCAAUGUUGCCGGCGAUGUAAACCAGCAAAGCCUGUCUAUUGGCGCGGGUAAUGGCGUAGUUAUACAGGCGGCCACUUUUCAGAAUAAUUACCUGGCAGAUAGCAGUAUAUCGCCAAGAGGUAAAAGGCUGCAGGAUACGAUUGCCGUGCUGACGCUGGAUAUUGCUGCUAUUACCGAUAAGAAAACCGUGGUUGAUGAACAGCUUGCCGUAUUAAAGGAAAACAAAAAAGUCUCCGGGCAGAACAAUGGCCUGUCUGUUACCGAGUUGCAAAAGCUAUUGGAGCUAAUGAGUACCAGGAUGAACAGCCUGCUGACGGCACAGCGUACACUGGCCGCCGAUAUAAAUAAAAAGAAUGAACGGCGGUCCCUGUUACAAAACCAGUUGAAUGAAGAACAAAAGAAAAACUACCAGCCCGGCGGUCAGCUCCUGGUCAAAUUUUAUGCUCAGCAGGCUACCGCUUCUACGAUCAAUAUAAGUUAUGUAGUGCCCAAUGCAGGCUGGUCGCCUACCUAUGAUUUGCGGGUUGAUAAGGUGAAUGAUCCGGUGAAACUGUCUUACAAGGCAAAUGUGUUUCAGAACAGUGGUGUGAGCUGGAACAAUAUAAAGCUCAGCCUGUCUACCGGAAACCCCAAUGAAGGUGCUGAAGCACCGGUGCUUGCACCCGGUUACCUUUCUUUUUAUAACCCGGUUGCCUAUGAGAGCCGUGCAAAUAGAAUCCAGUCAAACUGGGCUCAGCCGGCGCCCAUGAUGAAAAGUAAAAGAUUAAUGGACACCGCAGUAUUGGGUUAUGCACGGGAGACAGAGGCGUUGAAUGACUAUACGACCGUAGAUAACACCGGCAUCAAUACCAGCUUUGAUAUAGACCUGCCGUAUAGCAUUCCUUCCGAUGGCCAGCAACAUACCGUGGCCGUUAAGAGUUAUGAAUUGCCAGCUACUUAUCGCUAUUUUGCCGUGCCUCGUUUGAAUAAAGAUGCUUUUUUGCAAGCGCAGAUCACCCAGUGGGAAGACCUCAAUUUACUGCCGGCAAGCACAAAUAUCUUCUUUGAAGGAUCAUAUGUAGGACAAGGUUAUAUCGAUAUGCGUAAUGUUCGUGAUACGAUGAAUCUUUCACUGGGGCGCGAUAAAAAAAUUGUGAUACGUCGUGAGCGGGAUAAAGACCUGCAUACAGGAUCUUUUGCAUUUGCAUCUUGCCAGAACGCUCCUGAAGCAGAUAAGGCACAGGCAACCGACGCAGUAGCUGUGGACACCAACGCAGCUAAGGGCAGCAGCUACAAGGCCGAUCUGGCACAGAGCGUUGUUGAAUGGGUAGGCACAAAGCCAACCGGUAAGCACAACGGUACACUGAGUCUGAAAGAAGGUAAUAUCGCCGUUGAAAACAACGCAAUUACCGGUGGUAAGUUUGUAAUUGACAUCAACAGCCUGAAGGCGCUUGACCAGGAUAGCACGGGUAAUGCCAAGCUGGCCGGUCACCUUGCCAGCCCUGAUUUCUUUGACGCGGCUAAAUUCCCGGAAGCAACUUUUGAAAUCGCUACCGUAACGGUGGGUGUUGAUACAACAGGUGGUCAUAAAAUCAUCCUGCAAGACGCUACUCAUACCAUUACCGGUAACCUUACUUUAAAGGGUGUAACCAAGAGCAUUUCUUUCCCUGCGAAAGUGGCUUUGACAGAAACAAGUGUGACAACUGAUGCUGAUUUCAACAUCGAUCGUACACAAUGGGGUCUUUCUUAUGGUGCUGACAAGGGCCUGAAAGAUAAGAUGAUCCAUGCUGAUGUAAACCUGAAGCUGCACAUCGUUGCUACUAACCCUCAAAUGGCGGACACAACAUCUAUCACCACGCAAAUAAUGGAAGGGCUGAGGGCAACCGGCCCCGUUGAAUACGUGGCUGUUACCGCCGGUAUUGCUGCCGUAUUCCUGGAGCGUGCCGAGAAUAUCUGGUUAUACCCUGUAGGGCUGAUCAAUACGAUCCUGUACAUCUACCUGAGCCUGAACGGGCAUCUUUACGGAGAGGCCAGUGUCAAUUUGUUUUAUACAAUUAUCAGUCCUAAAGCCGGUUCAAUAGUCAUGUUGUGCGAUAUGAUGAAAGGCUUUAUUGCCGUGAAGCUAUCGUUGCUGUCCCAGUUUGAAUGGCAUAGUGAAGCGAUCACCAACCUGCAGAUCUGCCUUGGUCUUGCCGCCGUUGUUGGUCAUAUCUUCCCGAUAUGGGCUGAUUUCCGUGGCGGUAAAGGAAUCGCAACACUUUUUGGUAUGAUCCUGUCCAUUCAGCCGCUGGUUGCUAUCAGCCUGAUCGGGGUAUUCCUGCUCAUGCUCUUCCUGACGCGUUAUGUAUCAUUGAGUUCUAUCAGCGCCAGUAUAGCCUUUCCGCUGCUAAUCCUGUUUAUUUUCCAGGAGCCGGAGAUCAGUUACAAGCUUUUUGCCAUUGCUACCGCCUGUUUGGUGGUACUCACUCACCACAAGAAUAUAAGCCGUUUGCUCACCGGCAAUGAGAGCAAGGUGCCAUUGUUCCGUAAACGUAGGAACAGGGAUCAGGCCGAUUCUUAA
Messenger RNA from Ostertagia ostertagi, 2715 nucleotides. Lineage: Eukaryota; Metazoa; Nematoda; Chromadorea; Rhabditida; Trichostrongylidae. The record is from the annotation of a GenBank genome assembly.